CCAAAUCAAAUUGGAUGAUUCGCGAUGCAUCGUCGCCGAUUACCUUCGAAAAUAUUGGAAAAUUCUAUUUUUCCACCGUUUCACUGGCUUGUUGCAUUACAAAUGUGCAAAUCUUUUAUUUUCUAACGAUGAAGGCGACAUCGCGGCAAACGUCAAUACCAUCGGACGAAGCAAAGAUACGUCAGAAGACAAACCAACAAGAACAAAGAACGUGCCUAAAGAGUAAACGAAUGAAAACACUGUGAUAAACACACGUUUUGAACGAAAGCGCGCACACACAUACCAACCAAAUAGUAUCGUUGUUGUUUCGGUCCGUAUGUUUUUCAAUUCACACAAACGUACACUCGUACACACUGGGUUCAAGUAUACUCUUUGCUUUCAGCAUACAAGUGUGUGUUUCUUUGGUUUGUGUAUAUGCAAAGGCACUGCGAAUAUCAGUGAUUUAUAGUGGUGUAGUUGUUACUGCAUUCAAUAUUUCGAGCGAAGAAAAAAAAAUAGGUUUUUCUAUUCGGUCGUGUUGAAUAUUUCUUCUUAUUGUGUUGUGCGAAAGAGGAAAAAAACGGAUUUUUUGUGUGUCCGAUUCCGUUUUGUUUCGUGUUUGGAGUCAUAACACACCGAGAAAGAGACUGCCACUGACAAAAAGUCUUUUUUUUUCAUUACAAAUGAUAAGCUAAGUUAACUGAGAUUGCAGUAAAAAAAAUCGAAGUCACCAAAAAAUAAGUCGAAGAGAUAAUCGUUUGUUUUUCAAUUUGCCAAAGAUCGUGUGCAAUACACACACGUUACCAUCUCUACACAUAAUAUACCAACGAAAAUCAAAACCAAAGAUCUUCAAAUUUAAAUAAAAAAGUAUACCAACCAACGAAAUCAAAAGUUACUUCAACCAAAUAUUACAAAAACGAGAUUUGUGCUGUGUGUUAGUUAUUAUUGCAGGAAGUCAAAAAGCGAGCGAAUUGAAUUUCAUUACAUAGAAAUUGUUCCGAUGAAAGCAUAAAAUCGAUUGAUUAUUAGUGGACUGCGUGGAAUUGCAUCUGAUUAAAAGAGCAUAUUUAAGGCGUAAAAGAUAGAGACAUUCGGUUUGGUAAACGCGCGCGUGUAUUGAAAUAACACCCAGAAGUGGCGAAACGCUAAGGUAAGUGUUUCCGAAGAAAUUUCAACGCAGUUUGUUUUUUUAAACAUAUUUUUCUUGCUUCUUUUGAGAAGGUGAAAAAACCCAUAAAAUUUAUUCGAAAAAAUACGAAAAUUAUCAGCCGCCAUAAUCCAGUGCGAACUUUCUAAAAAAAACUCACAUUCUUUUUUAUUCAAUCUUGACUUGACGGCAUGAAUUGCUUUACCUUAUCCGACCAUGUCAUAAUUACAAUAAACGAAAACACAAUCUGAAAAGCCUACGAGAAAAAAAUUAAAUGCGGAAAAAUUGAGGUGUGCGCGCGAGCGAGCGUGCUGAUGCACGAAAACAAUAGAAUUCAACAAAACAACAACGACCACAAUUGAAUAUUGGUUAUGAUUCCGUCGUUUUUUCGUUAUAUAUGACCGGAAUUGUGAAUUUUUCAUUUACAAUUUGGUUUUAUGUUGUGUUCGGCAUAAGCACGCGCGCGUACGCCGAUUACUUUUUUUCGGGCAUUCAAUUUAUUUGGGUCUCACUGACUUUCCACGCUCACUCAUAUUUUGCACAUUUACGCGCACCACUUUUUUCAGCUGACAUGUCACACACAAACACGCAAAGCAGUACACGCAUGUGUUUGCAUUACACAAUCAAAUUCAAAGGUGAUGCAAUUCAUUCGAAGAAGUUCACUUUGCUUCGACGCACCGUCAUUCCCUUUGGAUUGUAGUUUGGUUUCGUGCCGAGAAUUGCAUUCAUAUUCCAUUAGAAAUGAGUCAGAAGUGUGAAACUUGAAAACGAAACGACAACAACGAUUUCAUUCUACGUCUCUGGAUUUUGUACGUGCUGAAAUUGGUGGUUAUUAAUUUGGCUAUUGCAAUCGUGUUAUUAGUGUGAAUUUUUUCGCAAUUAAAAAUACCUUUUUGUGCCGAUGUGAAUUGACAGCCGUUUCAACGCCAAAUUCAUCUGGAAACCGUUUGCGGUUUUGCGAAUUAAAAUAGUAAUGUGUUAGUCAUACGACUACUGAUUUUACCCUCUUUGAAUAUUUCAAUGCAUGCCAUUUUGCAGACUUACUCAUUCGAUUCAUUCUUUUGUCGUCAAACAAAAACAAACGAAACAAAAAUUAAGACCGGCACUGAAAUUGCGACAAACAUAAAUUGGUUGAGUACGAAAAUUAGCGACAGAAAUGUUGCAAUUGUGAGAAGAAGUUCCCAUACUCUUCUUCAGAGUUCCAAUUUUUCCUACCUAUGGGGGCUAUGGAUCCGGAUAAAUGGUGGCAAAUGGCCUAAUUUGGUGUGGCCUAGCGAGCCAUACCGACCAAAAAUCCUUUUGCUCCCAUUGGGAAAAUUUCGAAAAUUCAUCCUGAGCAAAAAACAGCACUUGUCUUGAGCAUAAAAGUGAUUGUCUCGAACAAAAUAAGCAACUGCAGUUAACUUCAAUCACAAAUCACUCUUAGUCAAAAUGUCCCAAAUUAAUCGACUGACUGAAAGAAUAACUAAACGUGAUUGUUUCCAUACAAAACGCAUGAUUUCAAUCAACUUAGCCAGUUUUAGUUGUGUAUCACUACAUACAGUUGCAUACAACUGAGUGACUGUUAGUCAUUUUAUUUGCACACGGGAUAUAUCUUGUUUCUUUCCACCCGAUAAAAUGAAAAUGAGUGCGCGAAAGCGCGAUCGCCGAUUCAUUUCUUGUUUCGGUGAAUGAAAGUACGUGUGCUCCGGGCCACAAUCAACAAGCAUGACGCAUGGGCGCUCAGAUAAAACAAGCGAUAGAAAAAAGAGAUGCACUUUAAUUGCGUCGAUAUGAAAAAAAAAACGAAACGUGCAUACACAGAGAAAGAGAGCAAUUUCUUCAAAGAAGAAGAAUGGCAGCAACCGCACACGUACACGGAUACGUGAAAAUCAUAUUGAGGUGCCGGCACUUUGGGUGUUUUUCUUUCUGCAAGCCGACACAUGAAUUGUGGCGAAGCCUUCCUCCGAAGAGGAUCAACACGGUAAAAACGAGUAAGAAAGAAUGAGAGCGAUAGAAUAAAAAAAAGAAUCAGACAGAAAGGCUGUUAGUGAUAGCGCAAUUGGCGAGAGUCAGCCGUACAUUUGAUCAUAAAAAUAGUUACAGGCAAAAUGAACUGGCACAAGCAAGUCACAGACAAUCGUAGAACUUAAUGAUCGUGAGAAUGUUUCCGAUAUAAAAAUAGUUGUAUAAAAAGAAUAACGAGCAAUUUUGACGAUGAUAUGCGAUUGUGACGGAAAUUUGACCGUUGUCUGUGAAAUGACAUUUAAAGCCACUUUAAGUAUAAAUUUGACCAAACAAACUUCGUUGCCACUUCGGAAAUGUACCACAAAUAGCAAUGAUAUUGCCGCUUCUCUCUUGUGUACAUGUUCAAUCCCAGUAUUGCUUUUAUCGUUUUUAUUAUUUGUUGUUUUCGGUGCACUGGAACCAGUUAUCGUCGUCGUAGAUUUGGUUGUAGCUGACCGCGAGAGCCGAUCCAAAGCCAAUUCACGACGAAUGUAUAUUAUAUAUAUUUUUUCUCCAACACAGAAACAACCUAUGCACACUCAUAUUGAGUCGAGUCAAUGUUUUCUGGCUGUUACACGGCAUGGGCAUGUGUACCAACGGCACCAGCAUGUGCUCUCCCGCGACUAUGCUGUGGUCGAACGUGAACAUUGCUCGUCUUUAGUCGUUGUUGCUGUCGUCGUCUUGGGUUUGUGUAUGCGUUUGCCGCAUGUAUGUAAGCACAAUGUGUAGCUUCGUGUGUAUCGCGCUUUUUCAUUCUCACAUACGCACGCACACACACACACACAAAUGAAAUGAAUUUUUGUUAUUGCCGUUUGCUGUUGUAUUCGAUUUUCGUUUUUUGUUUUCCUCUGUAAAUUUCUUUUCGACUUGUUUUCAGUCAAUCGACGACUUCAGUACAUUGUGCAUCGUUAAAACUCGAUCUAUAACACUAAUUUUUAUUUCUAGUUUUGUGUUGUUGGUGUCUUUUAUUUUCUGUAGAUACACAAAACACACAGCACUUUGAGCAAUAACAUAAUCACAGUAGUAUAUACGGUUUUUUUUUCGUUCAUAGAUACGGUAUUUCGUUUUUCUUAGAACGACAAGUUCGCCGAUGAAUAAAAAACCAAACGAAACGAAAACAAAGUUUUGUUCUUAGUUGUGAUCUUAAGUGUUGUAUCCAUUGCCUGAGAACUCAUUGUUUGGUCGACGAAAUUGUGCAUACACUGAUCACUGACAUUUUCGAUGCAUAUUGUAUAUUUGUUUCGCUCAGGUACUUAAUACGUGUUUUGAAUUCCAACAAAAAAAAAUUACCGUAUUUUUGUUGUGAACACUAAAACGUCAAAGAAGAAUAAACAAAAAUAAAAACAUAAAUUUAACGCUCAGUAGACUUUGUUAAACAAGUGACAACGACACGUUGAAAAUUGUUUGAUAGUGAUUGAACGAAUAGAGAUAAAGCGAACAUAUUCGCAGCAAAAUUCUAAGUGACAUCAUAAUUGCAGUGGUUUUCAAGUGCAACUCAUAAGCAAAACACAAUAGAACAUUUCAGCAUCACUGUAAUUCCAAUUGAUAACAAAAAAGUGUGUCUGAACUGAUUGUUGUUGGCCGGAUUGUGUGUAUUCUGGCUCCACCUCGAAAUUGAACAGCAAAUAUAGUCACCGAGACGAACAACAUUCAUUUAAGAGUUUUGAUUAAGAAACCGUUUCAUUCAAUCGCAACACAAAAAUGGUUGAUUACUAUCGAAUACUUGAUGUGAACAAAGCAUCCACAGAUGCGGAAAUUAAAAAAGCGUACAGAAAAUUGGCAUUGAAGUGGCACCCAGAUAAAAAUCCGGACAACUUAGACGAAGCAAAUCGCAAGUUCCGUGAAAUAUCCGAAGCGUAUGAAGUCUUAUCGGACGCGAAAAAGCGUAAAAUUUAUGACACUCGUGGUAUGAACAAGAGCUCGUACCACAGCCAUAGUUACAGCCAUCAUAAUCAUCACAACAACUACGAUUAUUCGUCGGCAACCGCGCAUCGACGUGGCAAUCGCUACAGUGGCUUCACAUUUCGAGGACUCUUUGAACCGACACCGUUCUAUAAAUUCUUUGAGAGAAAGCGACGAGUGUAUGAUCAAUACGGAAAAGAAGGAUUGCUGGGACACAAUGAACGCUCGCACCGAUCUCGCCGCCACGAUUACGAUGAUUUCGAUUUUGGAUUCGUAUUCCGUUCACCUGAUGAAGUGUUUAGAGAAUUUUUCGGCGUUAAUUCACCAUUUGCCGAUCUUUUUGGUGACGACUUAGGUUAUGGACGACGUGGCGGUAACCGGCAUUCACAUCCACAGAACAGCACAUUGUUGACAUCAUUCAUGAAUCCAUUUAUGGGUGUGUCAUUGAUGGACGACUUCUUCGGUCGAGCUCCUGCAUCCAAUGGUUUCACAUCCAUUUCAUCAAUGUCAUUUAGCAAUGCUCCGGGCAACAGUAACAUGAAGCGAACAUCCACCUCCACCACAUUUGUCAACGGCAAAAAGCUCAUGACUAGAAAGAUCUUCGAGAAUGGUAAGGAGACAGUGUUGAAAUACGAGAACGAUGUGUUAAAAUCGAAGACUGUGAACGGUGUGCAACAAGCGUUACCCUAUUAAGAUAGCUAUUUCACACUGCAUCCACCAUCCUCCCCCUCAAUUUCAUUCAUAAUAUAUCAGUGAUCCACCCAAACCGAAAGAAAUGAUGAAGAAGAAAGAAGAAGAAAAGAAUCAAAUCGAUGUUUGUCACGUAGUUUUUUUUAUUAAUCUGAAUGGCAUCACGUGCACUGCCGUUGUCAUCAUCAUCCACCAUCGCCAUCGCCACCACAACCAUCGUCCGAAUGUGACACAAUGACCGAAACGCAUCGUGUAAUAUCAACCAAUUGACCCAUUCACUACUCCUUUAGAAUGCUGCAGUUUUAAUUUAUUUUCCAUAAUUUACAAAUGAACAACAAUUAAAAUAAAACGAAGAAAAAGAUGGAGAAUUGUUUGGAUUCUAGUUAAUACACAUUAUUAUUGAUAAGCACAUUUAAAUGCAUACAUACGGGAUCGAUGGAUCGAUUUGUACUACGAAUUUUCUUUAGCAAAAUUUCUGAAUGCCAAAUCAUUCCCAUCGAUCCAAACGAUUGAUUGUUGUGUGCUGAUUUCAUGGCGACAUACGAAAUGAUGAACAAAAAUCCAUGAAAAAAAACAACAACAACAACAUGAAUACUAUCAAAAAAGAUUUUAAAAAUUAGUCAAGCAUAUUUUGUUUCAAUCGAACGAAGCAAAAGGAUUAGACGAAAAAAAGCACAAUAGAUUCCAUGUCGUAGGGAAACACUAAUGAUUUAUAAUAACUAUUUGCACACAAACGAUUGAUAGGUGAGGCGUCUUGUUAUGGGAAAAGAAAAGGAAUCGAAGGCAACAACCUUUUCGACGCAGCUUGAGUGAAGCAAUGACUUUGGAAAUGCAAUCGAAAUUUAAUUAUACUUUAGAUCCAUUUUUAGUUGAGUAAAUGAUACCUAUAAUUUUGAAUUCAGUUGAAGGAAAAAUUCUUUGAUCUGCUUUGAAAUAAAACGUUGUCUUGAGCGAUGUGAAAGCCGAAAAAUCAAUUUGCUUUGAAAAUUGUGAAGGCAAUAUUUUUUUAGUUUAAAUUUUCUACAUUUUUCUGAUAAAUUUUCGUUAUUUUUGUAAUAAUGAUGGAACAUUUUUGUUAAAAGUCGAUGAAACAAAAAAAAUGUCAUGCUAAACGAUUGAGAGACGUCGAUAAACUGUCCAAAAGUUCAAAUUAUCAUGUGCAAAUUCGUGAGAAAACAUUUAUGUUUUCCUCUUAAGGUGGUCGCAUUUUUUGUUCUAUGAAAAGCCACCAUUAUCAUGCUAUUACUGUAGAAAUGCCCCAACUGCGUCAGAAUGCCUUCGAUUCAAAUUUCGGAUUUUCAAUGGCCAUACGUUUUUUUCCCCACCAAUAAAGAAUGCUAAAAAGUCAAAAAGUCUCAUAAGAAUGACAAAAUUUUGAACCGCGCACCAAAAUUGUUAAUAAAAAUGGAAUUUUCGAAAUCCAAAUCUCUGGCAAAAGUUGUACGAAUACUGGCGCAUUUCUCACGGCGCACACCUCAGAAAGCUCUUAACCGAAAUUAGUUGAUUAAAUUGAUGUUUAUUCUCGAACAC
Messenger RNA from Sitodiplosis mosellana (orange wheat blossom midge), 7234 nucleotides. It is a transcript of the gene mrj, whose product is annotated as dnaJ homolog subfamily B member 3. Gene Ontology annotation, molecular function: Hsp70 protein binding. The coding region runs from base 4814 to 5707 and encodes 297 amino acids. NCBI's taxonomy places the organism in Eukaryota, Metazoa, Arthropoda, Insecta, Diptera, Cecidomyiidae. The transcript is spliced from 9 exons. The record is from RefSeq and is a predicted model, not a curated record.